Molecule: messenger RNA, 836 nt
Organism: Quercus lobata
Lineage: Eukaryota; Viridiplantae; Streptophyta; Magnoliopsida; Fagales; Fagaceae
Product: putative F-box/FBD/LRR-repeat protein At1g78840
Exons: 3
Coding region: 32-649 (205 amino acids)
Source: RefSeq, a predicted model, not a curated record
UGAAAGUCGUUGUCAAGUCAUCAUUUUUGGGAUGAGUCUCAAAUUCUUUGUUUACGAAGGUAGAUUAAAGAAUGAUUAUUGUUUUUGUAAUCCAUUGUCAUUGGUUGAGGCUUGUAUUAAUGUGGAUGGAAGACAGAUAGAAGUUGCUUAUCAUGCAAACAAGCUUAUAAAAGAGCUUUCUAACGUAGAAAGUCUAGUACUGACACCUCAAACAUUUGAGGCCCUCGACUACAAAGAAGAAUUCAUUGCUCAUCUACCCAAGUUUCAUAACCUGACCCAUCUUGAAUUUUACAUGGGUUUUGUGGACAUGGCUUCUGGAGCACUAAUGAAAGUAUUCCAAAACUCGCUGUGUCUUGCUUCUCUUGAAUUGAACGGGGGUAUUGAACUAACCAAGGAGGAUUGGAAAUUGGAUCACGUGCCUCCAUGCUUCUUAACACAACUUAAGACUAUCAAAAUUGGUGAUUUUCUUGGAACUGAAGAAGAAGUACUUGUGGUGAGGACUUUGCUUCAGAAUACAGCAGUCUUAGAAAGAAUGGUUAUAUCUUGGUCUAAAGAAUUCUCAGGGCAAGAUCAAAAGCAAAAGGCAGUUAAUGAUCAUCUACUAACACUUCCAAAAGUGUCACUGAAUUGUGUUAUUUCUUUCUCUUGAGCAGUGAGCCUUAUUUGGAUUUUGGUUUCAGUCAUUUCUGUGUCCAUCUUGUUGGAACAUGCAAAGGAUGUAGCUAUUUUUGUUUAGGUUUUCAGCUUUAGCCAAAAAAUUGCAUUGUAGACCAAGUGCUUGACCCUCUAUUGUUCUUCAAUUUUGGCUAAUUUAAUUAAUAAUUCUUUAGUUUUCA